Messenger RNA from Clunio marinus, 393 nucleotides. The record is from the annotation of a GenBank genome assembly. NCBI's taxonomy places the organism in Eukaryota, Metazoa, Arthropoda, Insecta, Diptera, Chironomidae.
AUGUCAAAAGUUUGGUCUUUACCAAAAAUCAACAAUAUUCUUGAGCUUCCCCAAUUUGCAGCCCGUAUUUUGCGUUUAUUUAUUUAUUCUGAGAGUUGCAAAGGAAAUCAAUUUCUAGCAUCAAAACAUCGUGAACGGGAGAGCAUAAGCCGAAGAAGAAAAGUGAAGGGAAUGAUAAAAUGUCAAGCACUUAACCCUUGUCAACGCUUAAGCAAACAAAAUCAAACUCAUUGCUUUUCUUUGAGACGAUUGAAUUUUGAGAAGAAAAGAGUUUCCCUUCGCUAUCAUUUUGAAUGUUUUUUUCUUCUUCUUAUUUUUUGGCGAAAAGCUUCGAAACAUGAUAAGGAAACUUAUGGAUUCGAGAAAGCGGAAGACUGCAAGCAAAGCAUCUGA